GCAAACCACCCGGCGGGAGAUUGUGUUGUGGCUCUAACAGGAAUUUUAAUUGUUUGUUUGAAAGAUCCACACGUACCUGGUGAGCGGUCGGCCCGGAGCUGUGAACCACAGUACAACUCUGCAGGAAUUCACCCAGGCAAGAUACGUGCGACUACGUUUUCAGGGUCUUCGACGCAGCGGCGAAGCUUUCGCCGACAAAAGACGUGCCUUUUACUCGAUAAAGGAAAUUAACAUUGGAGGACAAUGUCUGUGCUCGGGACACGCGUCUCGUUGUCUGUACAGCGUUCAUCACGGGCAUUAGGAAUGCCAAUGCGAGCGCCACACGUGCGGCGAAAGAUGCGAAAAAUGCUGCCCCAUGUACAAUCAGAUUCCUUGGAGGCCCGGCACAGCUGGCAAGGGCUUUCACUGCGAGAUGUGCAAUUGCAACGGCCACGCAACGUCCUGCAUAUACGACCAGGAAGUGGCCGACAGGAGAAUGUCCAUGGAUAUUCGUGGGAAACACCGAGGCGGUGGCGUGUGCGUCAAUUGCACGGAUCAUACGGCUGGUAUUAAUUGUGAAAACUGUGAGAGCGGCUACUACAGGCCAAACGGCGUUGCGCCUGAUGCAUCAGAACCAUGCUUGCCCUGCGACUGCAACAUACAUGGUAGUACAGGCUACUGCACUCCUGACGAUUCCUACACGCGUAUGGGAAAGGUAGCAGGUGCCUGCGAGUGCAAGCCGGGAUAUUCGGGAUACAAGUGCGAUCAAUGCGCGGCUGGUUAUCGACAAUUUCCCGAUUGCAUGCCGUGUCCCUGCGAUUCCCGAGGGAUUCUGCCAUCUCACGAUUGCGAGGGUGACUGUUUGUGCAAGGCGAAUGUCGCCGGGGACUUUUGCGAUCGGUGCAAAUCGGGAUACUUUGCGCUCACCAAGGAUAACGUCGAUGGCUGCUUGUCCUGCUAUUGCUUCGACGCAACAGAUCGCUGCACCACCGCAACAUUAUCGUACAACAUGAUCUCUACAUUAGAGAACUGGUUGGUGACCGACAUGAACGCGUCUCGGCCAGUCGUCCCCACCUUGGACACGGACAACGGAUGGUUAACCGUGGCGGCGUUCGAGGUCGAAUAUGACAGCCCUUUCUGGCUGGCGCCAUUGAUCUACACGGGAAAUCGCGUAUCUUCAUACGGCAGCAAUCUCACGUACUCGGUUACGUGGGUUGUCAUGCGAGGCGACACCAGCGGUAAACCCACCACGGAGCCUAGCAUUAUUCUAGUUGGUAACAAUGGGAUGCGCAUAGCGUACGGCGAAGAACAAUACACUGGUCAAGAAGCUGAAAUCGUGGUGCCUCUACGAGAACAUGGCUGGUAUCAUGUGCGAAGCGAAGUGCAGGACAUUUCGACGAAACCGAGGUUGAGAAGAACCGAGUUUCGCGGCGAUCCUGUAACGAGGAUGCAGAUGAUGCGUGUCCUCGCUGAUCUGAAGUACCUGAUGAUAAGAGCGCGGUAUCAUUCGGAGCAGAUCGAGGGAAGUCUCCAAUCUGCCAUAUUGGCGGUGGGCGAAUUAUCGCCGGAUGGCGAAACCGACAAUUUAGUCGAAAUAUGCGAGUGUCCCGAGGGAUACACGGGAAUGUCAUGCGAGAGAUGCGCUUGGGGAUACGUGAGCGAGCCGAUCAACGGUUCCGAUCAUCAGGAUCAUCACGUAUGCGUGAAAUGCGACUGCAACGGCCACGCGGGCUCUUGCGAUCUCAUGAUGGGUGAAUGUGGAAUUUGCGAACAUCAUACAGUGGGUCCAAAAUGCGAUCGUUGCGCUAUAGGAUAUUACGGUAUCGCAACGAGAGGCACCAGCGAAGACUGUAAGAAAUGCGCUUGUCCACUUUCCAUCGAAUCCAACAAUUUCAGUCCGAGUUGUCAGCUUGAUGAACCGACUGAUAUUAACAGUGGAUAUGUAUGCACGCAAUGUCCCGAAGGCUAUACCGGAGAUCAUUGCGAAAGUUGUGAUGUAGGAUUCUAUGGCAAUCCUAUGACGCCCGGUGGUAUCUGCCAGCGGUGUCCUUGCAAGGGUGGUGCCUGCGAUCAGGAAACGGGUCGUUGCUUAGAGUGCCGCGGCAAUACCGAAGGCUGGAAAUGUGACAGAUGCAAGGAGGCGCAUUUCGGGAAUCCUUUGGAUCAGAAUUGCAUGCCAUGCAACUGCUCCCCCUUCGGUAGCAAUUUGGUCCAAUGCGAGCAGACGACCGGUCAGUGUCCCUGCCGGCUUUUGUUCACCGGUCGUGACUGUUCCUCCUGCAUCGAAGGCUACGGGAACGUGACUGCAGGUUGCCGGGAAUGCGACUGCGACGUGGGUGCCACGAGCGACGGACUCUGCGAUUCCGUAAGCGGCGUAUGCAGGUGUGCGCCUGGCGUCGUCGGCUUCCGGUGCGAUCGCUGCGACGUGGACCACUACGACCUAUCGGCGAACGGCUGCAAAGGAGGUGCUACUCUUCCAGAAGAAGGUCCAGAAAUUGCGCCUAUUGGUGCGUUCGAUCCAGCAUUCCUCAGUCGACAGUGUGAAAAUGAGAUUCUCGUGCGACAACCUUUGGCGAUACGCGUAACGAAUUGCGACGACAGAUUACGAUCGAUGGGGGACAACGCGGAGAUGCGCAAGCAUGGUACGAUGCUACCUACUACUAUACGCGCGAUCGUUUGUGGCCCCUCGAAUUGCGGUAAAACCAACGUUCUGAUAAGCCUGCUGGAAAGUCCGCACGGUGUACGUUUCGAAAACGUGUACGUGUACUCAAAGUCGUUGCAACAGCCGAAAUAUCGAUAUCUGGAGAAUUUGCUGACAUCGAUCGACGAAAUCGGCUACUUCACGUUCUCCAACAACAGUGACGUCAUUCCGCCGAGCGAGGCGCGUCCAAACUCGAUCUUCGUGUUCGAUGACGUGGCAUGCGAUAAGCAAGAUGCGGCGUUCGAUCCAGCAUUCCUCAGUCGACGGUGUGAAAAAAUGAGAUUCGUGCGACAACCUUUGGCGACACGCGUAACGAAUUGCGACGACAGAUUACGAUCGAUGGGGGACAACGCGGAGAUGCGCAAGCAUGGUACGAUGCUACCUACUACUAUACGCGCGAUCGUUUGUGGCCCCUCGAAUUGCGGUAAAACCAACGUUCUGAUAAGCCUGCUGGAAAGUCCGCACGGUGUACGUUUCGAAAACGUUGAAGUCAUUCCGCCGAGCGAGGUGCGUCCAAACUCGAUCUUCGUGUUCGAUGACGUGGCAUGCGAUAAGCAAGAUGCUGUGAGAGAGUACUUCUUAAUGGGUCGGCACACGAGCGUUGACUGCUUUUAUUUCUGUCAGACGUACGCAAGAAUACCUAAACAUCUGAUACGCGACAACGCGAACCUGCUGAUCCUGUUCAAACAGGAUGGUACCAAUCUGAAACAUGUGUACAACGAUCACGUGAAUACCGAUAUGCCGUACGAUGAAUUUUGCGCGUUGUAUCGCGAUUGUUGGCAGCGCAAGUACGGAUUCGUAGUGAUAGACAAAGACAGCUCGCUCAACGAUAAACCUCGCGCUUUGAAGACCGGUAAGAUCGAGGAGGAUAUCGUGUUGGACAGGCACUUUAGAUCUCUCAUCGGACCGCUACAAAAGAUCGUCGACAACUCUAGCUCAAUCGCGGUGAAGAACGAGCCUGGGAGUAACACUGACGCGGGGAUCGAAGCGUUAUCCAUCCCGAAGCUGAGAACCAUACAACCUACGAUACCCGAAUUAUUCGCGAGCCAGGAUGUUUUUGAAACCACGGACGACUCGCUCGUGACAUCCGUUCGAAAUCAGUUGCAAACGCCAGAAGUUCAAGAAACGUUGCGAGAUCAGUUAGGUCCACUGGGUCAAAGGUACAUCUGGCCUGUCCUGAGUGGCGAUCAAGAGAACGGUAUAGACAACGUGUACGGUGUUUAUCUCGACAAGAAUGGAAUGAUGUUUGGUAAUAAAUUUUUUGACGUGGACAACGCGGAUAGCAUAAUUAUCGACGGCAUACGAUACGUCGGCAAACCUGGUCUUUACGAGUUGAUCUUCAAGAAAUUCCCCGAUGACGUUAUCUAUACGGAAGAUGAUAAGCAAACGUACAAGAGCAUGCUGUUGACGACGAGCGCGCAUAAACGCAAUCACGAUGCGCAUGGUCGAUUACUAAGCAACAGGGGAUACAAGUACAAAGAAAUAAUCCCAAAGUUGAUACCGAUCGAACCCAAGAAAAAGAAAUCUGGACAGGGAUUAUUCGUGCCUCGCGAAAUGAUGCUAACCAACAACAAGAUCGACUACGUGCACUGGGACGAUCCCAACGAGCUGGUGGAUCGUCUACGAUUGCUCGAUGCUUUGCACCAAGCGGGCCACAACGACAAUGAAAUCCUGUCGAUCAUCGAGGAACUUCGCGAAGUUGGCAUUAUUAUAAAUUAA
Messenger RNA from Formica exsecta, 4399 nucleotides. RefSeq lists its product as uncharacterized. The transcript is spliced from 16 exons. Bases 356 to 4399 code for a protein of 1347 amino acids. Lineage: Eukaryota; Metazoa; Arthropoda; Insecta; Hymenoptera; Formicidae. The record is from RefSeq and is a predicted model, not a curated record.